AUGAGUGACGUCUCUUCUGAACUGGAAACUUGGAUCUCAAACUACUGCUCCCUCUACGGCCAUGACUACUUUGUCGAAGUAUCACAAGAGUUCAUCGAAGAUGACUUCAACCUGACCGGGCUAAGCUCAAUAGUGCCGUUCUACAGAGAAGCCUUAGAUAUGAUAUUGGAUUUUGAACCUGAAACCUCCAUAGCCGUUAGUGAUAUGGCGUUGGUACAGCACUCUGCAGAGCUGUUGUUUGGACUCAUCCAUCAAAGGUUCAUUCUAACAAAGAUGGGAUUACAGAUGAUGGCCUCGAAAUUCGAACAGAAGGUAUUUGGAGUUUGUCCUCGUUAUCUAUGUGAUGGAAUGCACCUAUUACCAGUGGGCACACAGGACGUACCAGGGCUUGAAACCGUCAGACUGUUCUGCCCGUGCUGUGCCGACAUCUAUCUGCCAAACUCGUCACGUUAUCUGAACAUUGAUGGUGCCUUCUUCGGAACAACGUUCCCUGGCAUGUUCAUGGAUAAGUAUCCGGAAGUGGUAAACCAAGCAAAGCUCAGAGGUAAACAACAGUUCCAACUAAAGCUAUUUGGCUUCAAAGUAAAUGAAUCAUCACAAGUUGGCCCAAGAAUGAAAUGGUUAAGACAGGUGCCAAAGAAUGAACAAGAGAGAAGAGAUUACGAAGAAUGUGCCUACGCAAUUAAGAACGACUGA
Molecule: messenger RNA, 696 nt
Organism: Williopsis jadinii
Lineage: Eukaryota; Fungi; Ascomycota; Saccharomycetes; Phaffomycetales; Wickerhamomycetaceae
Gene: CKB1
Product: casein kinase 2 regulatory subunit CKB1
Exons: 1
Coding region: 1-696 (231 amino acids)
Cellular component (GO): cytoplasm; protein kinase CK2 complex
Molecular function (GO): protein kinase regulator activity
Source: RefSeq, a predicted model, not a curated record